This is a messenger RNA of Xyrauchen texanus (razorback sucker), 2869 nucleotides long. Its product is annotated as actin filament-associated protein 1-like 2. The record is from RefSeq and is a predicted model, not a curated record. The transcript is spliced from 15 exons. Gene Ontology annotation, molecular function: SH2 domain binding; SH3 domain binding. Lineage: Eukaryota; Metazoa; Chordata; Actinopteri; Cypriniformes; Catostomidae. Gene Ontology annotation, biological process: positive regulation of interleukin-8 production; regulation of mitotic cell cycle; positive regulation of DNA-templated transcription. Gene Ontology annotation, cellular component: cytosol. The coding region runs from base 189 to 1991 and encodes 600 amino acids.
CACAAUGUUGACGCUUGUUUGGACAGUUACGCUGUAAUCUUUUUUGUCUGCCGUCUGGUCUCUUGAAUCACUUGAAUUACACUUCAGUCCACUUUGAAAUCAAUUUUACACAUCCAGAAACGGACACAGAGAUGAACUCUGGAAGCGACCGACAACAUUUACCUUUUAAGCUUUGAGGAUUUCCAGCAAUGGACAAGCAAAAAGUGCUGGCCCGGCUGGUUUUGGACCUGCAGGCAUUCCUGUUGGUUCUGGAGAGUGAGAAUCUCAGCUAUAUUGCUCAGGCCCAGAAAAAAUCCAUCUCAGAGCUGCUUUCUAAACUGCAGGACAAUAAGGACACACCAGCAGAGGAUGCGGAGUACAUGAUUAUGAACUGUCCCUCUGGAGGCCCCAGUGAUCUCAGGGAAAGCACCACUGCUGAGGCUGAAUUCAUGGACGAACCUGUUUCAAACACCUCUACUGAAAGGCUGCAGUCAGGGCCUGUGGGUCCUGCUGUUCCCCCACACCCUCCGUGUUUAGAGGACAAAGACUUUUAUGAGGAGGCAGAACCGUUUGUGCCAGCCAGUCAGACUACAGAUAACGUGGAUUCAGACAGUAGUCACUAUGAGUCGUAUGGUGAAGAGGAGGAUGAGGAAUUUGUGAAGGACAAAGCUCACUACAUCCAGUGGAGCUCCUCUCAGCCCUGCUUAAGACCCGUCCCAGAGUCACGCAUCUGUGGAUAUCUCUGGAGAAAGAAGUGGCUUGGCCAGUGGACGCGCCAGCUCUUCAUUAUUAAACACAACACACUACUGUGUUUUAAGUGUGCGAAAGACCUGCACCCUCUGCUGGAGCUCAACCUGAUGGGUUGUUAUGUGGUCUACAAAUCCAAGCACAAUAAGAAGAUGCAGCACGAGCUGAAGGUGGUUUCUGGUGCUGAAACACUCAUCAUGGGCUUCCAAAGUAGCACACAGGCAGAAGAGUGGAGGAAGAUUAUAGAAGAAGUAAGCGGCUCAUCUUACUAUGAGCCUGAAUCACACAGCUCCUCAUCUAUUCUGAAGAGUGAAAGACUGGACUCUUGCAGGUCAAGUACUGUCCUCCAUACGGAUUCAGAUGAAGAGAAAAUGUCUGGUCUUCUGUCUGCAGUUAGCAGUGUGGAAAUCAAAGACAGAGACAGACCUGCCUUCUUGAAUGUUCUGAUGAACUGUCAGUGGCAGAGUCUGUGGUGUCGGGUGGACAAGGGCGUUCUGAAGAUGUGUCGGGAUGAGGCAUCAGAGGAGACCCCUCAGUACACGGUUCAGCUAAGAGGGAGUGAGGUCCAACCCGGCCCGGAUACAGCACAUGCUUACCGCAUUACCAUCAUACAGCAUGGAGACCAGGUGGCUGUACUGGAGGCCAGUUGUGCAGAUGAUAAAGAACAGUGGGUUCAGCUCCUGCAAGACGGGAGUUCCACUGCAGCUGCUUCUCCAAAUCAACACACCAGCCACGAGUCACUGAGUGGUCUGAAAAGCCGCAGGUUCCCCACCUCAAACAUGUACAUGGAUGACCCCUUUCACCAGCUCUGUGGUGCAGUCCACUCUCAGCCCAUCUAUUCAAACUCAACCAUACUAGAGCAAAUGUUUCAGAAACCCUACACUGGUGAAAAUGGAGAAUUAGUGUCAACCAAGGAUUUUGCCAACUACAGCAAUAAUGAAAUCUUCAGUGACCACAGUACAAAAAUGUUUGAGAUUGAGAGGAGUGUGCAGAAACUGGACCUGACACGAAAGAGACGUGUGCAGUUGCGAGCAGGGUCAGAGGUCAACCUUGUCAGUGUGGGGACUAAGCCAGCUAAACGAAAUUCCUUCAGACGGUCUCUUGCUUUCUGCACUGAACGAGCACAGGGAGGGUUCCUGACCCCACUCUUAAGAAGAACUUCUUCAGCAAAAAACACCCUAAAGAAUGCUCCAUCUGCCCUGUUUAUUGAGCAUGGCAGGGUCUUUCAAAGGAGGAAGGAGUGUGAAACCAAAGCAUCAGGUUGACAUUGAGACUUCUCUCACACAUUUCUCUCACAUUGUCAGUAUAUCAUUGCACUGAAUAUAAUAUUAUUUCCAAGCAUGUUGAUCAUGCAGUGGUUUGGAUUUUUGAAGUUUGUUCCUCUCUUUUUGGGGUACUUGGUACAAUCAGGAUAAUAUGAUUACUAUACUGAUUACAAGACUUCUUAAGUACAAUAAACAAACUUAAAUCUGCCAACACAGAGCAUUGCAAGAUUAUCAGGGUGCAUUUGUUGUAAAUGUCUGAGAUGUUACUGAUGUACAUUUCUUUGAAAAAUAAGUUUUACACCAACAUUUCAGGUGUCCUGGAGAUUUUUACUUUUUAACAAAGUCUAUCAUCAAAGCACAGUAUUUAUGCUUAUGUAAAUCACUUAUGUGACUUUGCACUGUUUUGAAGUAGACCUAAACUGCGUUUGCGUUUUUUUUACGAAGGCAUUGCCACAGUCAGGAAUCGUCAGUGUGAAGAUCAGGAUGUGUUUAUAGCCAGUUAAUUAUUCAAGAGUAAUUACCUCUUUUAUUUUUAUUUUCACUAGACUCACAAAUCUGUGGUAAUUUAUCAGCAUUUUUACUCUGUUUAAUACCAGUGCACAUGUAGUAUUUUAUCUGUUUGAGCUUUCCUAAUAAUGUGCCUUAACCAUGUUUUUAUCUAUGUUUUUUAUGCUCUUGAAUGAAGCAUUGAUUUUUCUUUACAGCUGAAGAGAUUUUGCUGGUAUUAAUCCCACUUUAGGGGUGUCAUUUUGUAUAGUUUGCUUGUUUGGUUAAAACAGGAUGGCCUAAUGUUGCUGUACAAAAAGAUAUCUGUGGUAAAGGAAAAACACCAAUGAUGAAACUAUUUGUAUUUGUACUAUAAAUAAAACAAUGCUGGA